AUGGAGUAUGAGGCUAAGUUCACUGACUUAGCCAGUUACACACCUUUUCUAGUUGCAGAUGAGCAUGAGAAGGUGAGGAGGUUCAUGGAUGGACUUGAGCAUCGUUAUCGGGGUCCUGUGGUUAGGGAUGUUCGAGGUGGUUCGUACGAAGAGAUGGGGCUUGUUUUACUUGUGGUCAAAAAGGAUAUAUUUCUAAGUAUUGUCCAAGAGGAUAUUCUGCUACUAGCCAUGCUACUCUACAGCCGUAGAGAACAUUUACAGGUUGCUCGUGGACAAGGUCAGCAGGGUGCAAAAACUGCUCAGGGAGCGGGUGGACCGCCUAGAUUCUUUGCUAUGGCCAGACAGGAUGCCGAGGCAUCUAAUGCAAUAGUCACAUGUAUUAUCACUAUCGAUUCUUAUGGGGCUUACGCUCUUAUUGAUCCUGGUUCUAUAUAUUCAUAUGGUAGAGACACCGUAGUUGAUUUACUAGUAUUGCCUAUUUCUAACUUUGAUGUAAUUAUGGGUAUGAAUUGUGUGGAAAGCAUAACUCCUCUAGCUCAGGGAAAGAUAAUAUCCUAUGUAAAAGCACGUCGAAUGAUUUAUAAUGGGUGUUGGGGUUUUAUUGCUACCGUUCAUGAUACGCGAUUGGAGGAUGUUACUAUUGAUAGUUUUCCAGUGGUUCGAGAAUUUGUUAAUGUGUUUCCAGAAGAUUUACCCGGGCUUCCUCCGACAAGAGAAAUUGAAUUCAGUAUUGAUUUGGUUCCAGGAACUCAAUCUAUCUCUAUUCCUCCAUACCGUAUGGCUCCAGCGGAGUUGAGAGAAUUAAAGGUUCAACUUCAAGAGCUACUUGAUAAGGCGAAUGUGGUGACAGACACCUUGAGUAGAAAGUCUAUGGGUAGCUUGGCCCGAUUUACUGCUGAAGAACGACCUAUGGUUAUGGAUAUUCAGGCGUUGGCCAAUCGGGUAAUGCGUAUUGAUCAUACAUUGCCGGGCAGAUUACUUGCGAGUUUGAUAUCACAAUCAUCCUUGGUUGGACAGGUCAAGGCUCGUCAAUAUGAAGAUUCCCAUCUUGCUAAAUUCCGAGAUCGAGUGCAGAAUGGUGGUGUUAAGCCAUUUGCUAUUGAUAGUGAAGGUGUGUUACAUCGACAUGGUAGAUUGUGUAUCCCCAUGGUAGGUGAGGUGAAGCAGUUGAUUCUCGAAGAGGCUCAUAACUCCCGCUAUUCUAUCCAUCCAGAUGCUACUAAAAUGUAUCAAGACUUGCGUGAAUUGUACUGGUGGAAAGCUCAAAGUAGACAAAAAUCCUACACAAAUAAGAGAGGUCAUGAUUUGGAGUUGAUAAAAGGAGAAAAAGUCUUUUUGAAGGUGUCCUAUAUGAAAGGAGUCAUGAGAUUUGGGCGCAAAGGUAAGCUAAGUCCGAGGUAUAUUGGUCUGUAUGAGAUUUUAGAUCAAAUCGGAUCAGUGGCGUAUAAACUUGCCUUGCCUCCGAGUUUGUCUAUGGUUCAUCCCGUAUUUCAUGUGUCUAUGCUUAGACGAUAUGUUCGUGAUGAUAGUCAUAAGAUUCAUCCAGAGGAUGUGGAGCUUGAUGAGAACUUAACAUAUGAAGAAGGUCCGAUAGCUAUUCUUGAUAGGAAAGUGCGGCAAUUGAGGUCGAAAAAGGUUGCUUCAAUGAAAGUAUUACGGCGUAACCAUCCAACAGAGGAAGCUACGUAG
Nicotiana tabacum (common tobacco) is the source of this 1689-nucleotide messenger RNA. The record is from RefSeq and is a predicted model, not a curated record. NCBI's taxonomy places the organism in Eukaryota, Viridiplantae, Streptophyta, Magnoliopsida, Solanales, Solanaceae.